This is a messenger RNA of Jatropha curcas, 825 nucleotides long. NCBI's taxonomy places the organism in Eukaryota, Viridiplantae, Streptophyta, Magnoliopsida, Malpighiales, Euphorbiaceae. The record is from RefSeq and is a predicted model, not a curated record.
AUGGAUUUGGCGGGGGCUUCCUCUUUUAUCCUUCAAGGAUUUCCUAGACUAAGAAUCAUUCAUAUAGAUUCUGGAAACGCAAGUAAUUCUUGUUGGAUCAAAGAAUCCACAUCUAAAAUUUCAGCUUUGGAAUGGCCGGAAUUUUUUGGAGGAAAUGAAGAUCAAGCAAUACUUAGCGAAGGGUUUGUUACUAGAAGGGUUGUUGGAACAUAUGGCUAUAUGUCGCCUGAAUAUGCAAUGGGAGGACGAUUUUCAGAGAAAUCGGACAUGUUUAGCUUCGGAGUACUGUUGUUAGAGAUUGCAUGGAAAUUGUGGAAUGAAGGCAACAAUGCGGCUCUAGUUGAUCCAGUAGUGUCCGAUCCGUGCUAUCAAGCUGAAAUUUCGAGAUGCAUACAUGUAGGUCUAUUGUGUGUGCAAGAAUUUGCAAAAGACAGGCCAACUGUAUCAACUGUUAUAUCAAUGCUGAACAGUGAAAUCGUGGAUCUUCCUAUACCAAAGCAACCAGCAUUUACUGAAAGGCAAGUUGCCUUAGAUUCUGCAGGUUCCUCUCAACAGAGCCUGAAAAAUUGUUCUGUUAACCUCGUGUUCUGUUAACCUCGUUACUCUAACUGUUGUUGACGCCCGGUAGAUAACUAGAAUGUAUUUCUUCCUCUUAUAUGUAAAGCUAAUUGUGACAUUGUGAAAUAGAAGAUACUAUCAGAUUUUAUUGAAACAUGAUAUGGAAAUUAGGGUUUUUCAUCCCUGUUAAUUCUAUGAUGAAGCCCAUGAGUCGAUGGUCUGUAAUUCCAACACCUUCAAAAUAGGAUUUUUCCUCCCUGUUAAUUA